This is a messenger RNA of Tinamus guttatus (white-throated tinamou), 1299 nucleotides long. The record is from RefSeq and is a predicted model, not a curated record. NCBI's taxonomy places the organism in Eukaryota, Metazoa, Chordata, Aves, Tinamiformes, Tinamidae.
AUGGGCGCAGGGCAGGCAGGAGCAGCCCCGGGCGGGUGCCAGUGGGAGCAGGGGGAAGAGAGGGACAAGGGUCGUGGAGAGGGGCUGGAGGCACAGACCGAGGCCCGGAGGAACGACAUUGUGGAGUGGCUCAUCCAGAAGUACGGCAUCUCCGAGGAGGAGGCGCUGCACCUUGGCAACCUCCUGGUGAAGCACGGCUACAUCUACCCCCUCAAAGACCCCCGCAGCCUCGUGCUCCGUGCUGACGAGUCGCCCUACCGCUUCCAGACCCCCUAUUUCUGGACCAGCACCAAGUGGCCAGCCACGGAGCUGGACUAUGCGAUUUACCUGGCCAAGAAGAACAUCCGCAAGCAGGGUGACCUGAUUGAGCACGAGAAGGACAACUACAACCUCCUGCACAAGAGGAUCAACCACACGUGGGACUUCGUGGUCAUGCAGGCCCGGGAGCAGCUCCGGGCGGCCAAGCAGCGGCGGAAGGGCGACCGCAUCGUCAUUGAGUGCCAGGAGCAGGCGUACUGGCUCGUGAACAGGCCCCCGGCCAAGAACAUGGAUUACUACAAGCGGGAGAUCGACUACUGCAGGAAAGCCAUGGCCAGGACGCGGGUCAAGUCGUCCAUCUGCCUCGAGGGGUACAUCAAGUUCAACGAGCAGUACGUGCCCCACGACCCCAUCAUGUCCGGCUGCCUGCCCAGCAACCCCUGGAUCACGGACGACACCACGUACUGGGCCAUGAAUACUCGGCGGCUCUCCCCCCCCCCCAAGCUGCGUGUGGAGCGCUGGGGCUUCGGCUUCAGCGAGCUCCUCGCCGACCCGCUGGGCCGCGCGCAGCUCCUCGACUUCCUCAAGAAGGAGUUCAGCGCCGAGAACCUGAGCUUCUGGGAGGCCUGCGAGGGGCUGCCCCACGCCCGCAUCGCCGACAUCGUCAACGACAUCUACCAGCAGUUCCUGGCUCCUGGAGCCACCCGCUGGGUGAACAUCGACAGCAAGACCAUGGAGCGGACGCUGGAGGGCAUCAAGACGCCCCACCGCUACGUGAUGGACGACGCGCAGAUGCACAUUUACAUGCUGAUGAAGAAGGACUCCUACCCGCGCUUCCUCAAGUCCGAGCUCUACAGGAACCUCCUAGCUGAGGCCGUCAUCCCCCCCGAGACCAAAAAACGCGUGUUCCCCUUCAUGCGCAAGCAGCGACACUCCAGCCCCAGCCCGGCCCUGCUGCCGCCUGCGAGCGACGCCGAGGCCAAGGCAGAGGAGAAGAGCAGGGGCCCUGCUGCCACCCCCGUCCUCGAGGAGCAGGGCUAG